AUGUUCUUUCUUUUUUUUUUGUUCUUUCUUUUGUUUAUCUUUCAUCUUUCUUUUACUUUCUUUUUCAUUAUUUCUUUUGCCUUUCUCUUUCUUUUGCUUCUUUCUUUCACUUUUCUUUUUCGUUUCUAUUUCUUUUUCAUUUUGCUUUCUUUCUUUUACUUUUCUCUUUCUUAUUUCUUUUACAUUCAUUUUCUUUUAUACAUAUCUUCUUUCUCUUACUUUUCACUUUUCUUUCUUUCUCUUACUUUUUGCUUUCUUCAUUCUUUUAUAUGUCUUACUUCUUUUAUCUUUCUUAUUUCUUCUACAUUUUCUUUUUUUUCACUUUCUUUCUUUUUUUUCUUUUCACUUUCUUUCUUCUUUCUUUCUUUUCACUUUCUUUCUUCUUUCUUCCUUUUCACUAUCUUUCUUUUCACUUUCUUUCUUCUUUCUUUCUUUUCACUUUCUUUCUUCUUUCUUUCUUUUCACUUUCUUUCUUCUUUCUUUCUUUUCACUUUCUUUCUUCUUUCUUUCUUUUCACUUUUUCUUCUUUCUUUCUUUUCACUUUCUUUCUUCUUUCUUUCUUUUCACUUUCUUUCUUCUUUCUUUCUUUCUUUUCACUUUCUUUCUUCUUUCUUUCUUUUUCACUUUCUUCUUUCAUUCUUUUUCACUUUCUUCUUUCAUUCUUUUUCACUUUCUUCUUUCUCUCUUUUACUUUUCUCUUUCUUCUUCCUCUCUUUUACUUUUCUCUUUCUUCUUCCUCUCUUUUACUUUUUUUUCUUUCUUUUUCAUUAUUCUUUCUCUUUCAUUCAUUUUCCUUUCUUUUUUUCUACUAAUUUGUCUGAUUUUGAGGAAUAUGUUUAUUCUCUCCUGACAUUCUUUCUGUUUUCCCCCCCUCUAAUUUUAUCUCUCUCUCUCUCUCUCUCUCUCUCUCAUAUUUGUAUAUUCUUCUCUCUUUCUUCAAAUUUUUUUGGUUUUUGCUAUCUCAUUAUUUCUGUUCAUCUCCCUGAAUUCCUCUCUCUCACUUUAUCAUGUAAUUUUUUCAUGUUUUCUCCCUUUCUUUCUCUCCCUGUGUUUUUUCCUUUCCUUCUCUUAAUCUUUCUCCUUACCUCUCCAUCUCUCUUGAUCCUUCAUUUUUCUCUCAUUACCUUAUUAUUCUGUCUUUAA
Molecule: messenger RNA, 1143 nt
Organism: Acanthosepion pharaonis
Lineage: Eukaryota; Metazoa; Mollusca; Cephalopoda; Sepiida; Sepiidae
Source: the annotation of a GenBank genome assembly